Closterium sp. Yama58-4 is the source of this 375-nucleotide messenger RNA. The record is from the annotation of a GenBank genome assembly. NCBI's taxonomy places the organism in Eukaryota, Viridiplantae, Streptophyta, Zygnematophyceae, Desmidiales, Closteriaceae.
AUGAACGCCAACCUCUCAGGAUUGUCAACACUUGAAGAUCCCAAGAUUUCAAGAUUUCGUAUCCCAAGACUUCAAGAUUUCAUAUCCCAAGGCUUCAAUAUUUCAUAUCCCAAGAUCGCAGGCCCCCAAGGUCCGCCAACAUGUCAACGUACACUCAAGGUGCUCAACAGUCACUUACAUUCAGCAGUCAAGCAUCUGAAGUUCCUCAACGCCCUUAAGGUUUUUCAACAUUCUCUCGAGGUAACCUGGAGGCAGCAGCCUGUGGCAUGGCAACGACUUCAAGGUGUUCAACAGUCACUUUCAUUCAGCGGUCAAGUAUCUGAAGUUUCUCGAUGUAAUCUGAAGGCAAAUCCUAUCAUUUCUGGCAAGAAAUGA